AUGUCGAAACAGUGGGCGAGUGGUACAAACGGAGCUUUCAAAAGACAGGUUUCGUCCUUCAGAGAAACAAUCUCUAAGCAACACCCAAUUUAUAAGCCAGCAAAGGGAAGAUAUUGGUUGUAUGUUUCACUUGCAUGCCCAUGGGCCCAUAGAACACUAAUUACGAGGGCUUUGAAGGGAUUAACCUCUGUUAUAGGAUGUAGCGUAGUCCAUUGGCACCUUGACGAGAAAGGAUGGAGAUUUUUGGACAUGGAAAAGCAAUUGGAGGACAGUGAAGAUUUUUUGGAACAUUGGCACGAUGUUGCAGGUGGUAUUAGAACUGCUAAAGAGGAUUCCAGCAAGAGCUUCGCCGAGAUCAAGAAUGACAGUCAAAGAUUCAUGGUUGAUGCUACCAAUGAGCCUCACUAUGGAUACAAGAGAAUCAGUGACUUAUAUUACAAGAGCGAUCCUCAAUACUCGGCAAGGUUCACCGUCCCAGUCCUGUGGGACUUAGAAACCCAAACAAUUGUUAACAACGAAAGUAGCGAAAUUAUAAGGAUUUUGAACUCUAGUGCGUUCGAUGAAUUUGUCGACGACGAUCACAAGAAAACGGACCUUGUUCCUGCUCAGUUGAAAACACAGAUCGAUGACUUCAAUUCUUGGGUUUACGACAGCAUCAACAAUGGUGUAUACAAGACCGGAUUCGCAGAGAAAGCAGAAGUUUACGAAAGUGAAGUCAACAACGUAUUUGAACAUUUGGACAAAGUGGAGAAAAUCCUGAGUGACAAAUAUUCCAAAUUGAAGGCCAAAUACGGUGAAGAAGAUAGACAAAAAAUCUUGGGUGAGUUCUUCACUGUGGGUGAUCAAUUAACAGAAGCUGACAUUAGAUUGUAUACUACCGUCAUAAGAUUCGAUCCUGUGUACGUCCAACAUUUCAAAUGCAAUUUUACCUCUAUUAGAGCCGGAUAUCCAUUUAUUCAUUUGUGGGUAAGAAAUUUAUACUGGAAUUAUGAUGCCUUCAGGUACACAACAGAUUUUGACCAUAUCAAGUUACACUACACGCGUUCCCACACAAGGAUCAACCCCUUGGGAAUUACGCCCCUGGGACCCAAGCCAGAUAUUCGUCCUUUAUAA
Saccharomyces cerevisiae S288C is the source of this 1113-nucleotide messenger RNA. RefSeq names its product S-glutathionyl-(chloro)hydroquinone reductase (gene ECM4). The record is from RefSeq and is marked reviewed. Gene Ontology annotation, molecular function: glutathione transferase activity; glutathione dehydrogenase (ascorbate) activity. Lineage: Eukaryota; Fungi; Ascomycota; Saccharomycetes; Saccharomycetales; Saccharomycetaceae. The transcript has a single exon. Gene Ontology annotation, biological process: cellular oxidant detoxification. Gene Ontology annotation, cellular component: cytoplasm. The coding region runs from base 1 to 1113 and encodes 370 amino acids.